Xiphophorus maculatus (southern platyfish) is the source of this 3957-nucleotide messenger RNA. It is a transcript of the gene ccdc92ba, whose product is annotated as coiled-coil domain containing 92B. The record is from RefSeq and is a predicted model, not a curated record. NCBI's taxonomy places the organism in Eukaryota, Metazoa, Chordata, Actinopteri, Cyprinodontiformes, Poeciliidae. The coding region runs from base 1119 to 2006 and encodes 295 amino acids. The transcript is spliced from 4 exons.
AUUUAUAGUGCAUAUAAAAACAUAUUUGACUAUAGCAGAAAACCAUUCAAUAUAAAGGUCUGAAGGCAUUUAAAAACAGUUUUUUUCUGCUUCACUCUAGUUCAGUCUGCUCUUGGUUAUUUUAUUUAGCUGAAUUUUUUCUUCUAGAUUUGACUUCUCAGUUCCUUGUACGCCUUCCUUGUUCUUUGCAGCAAAACUCUGCCAGUAUUUAGACACCUCUCUUCCUCUCGGUCCUCACUGGUCUGUGCUUCUUCCUGCUCUGGCUCCCAGUAUUCUCCUUCUUUCUUCUUCUUAUUGUAAAUCUUUGUUUUAUUACUAUUCCAUCAAAAUCUCACCAUCAACUUGCCGCCUACGUUCGUCUUCAUUUAGGUCCAAUCAAUACGCAAACAACUGGCAAUUUAAAAAAAAAAAAAAAAACUAGUUACACAAAAAUACUUUACAAAAAAAAACAAGUCCGUGGACCCAAAAAGAAUUGACACGUAUAUCAGCUCUAUUUGUGGGAAACAAAAAAAUAAUCCUUUCUCUCUCUUAGAAAGUUUUACUGCUCGGCUUAUCGCUCUCUGAGGGACAACUUUCCUGUUUCUGCCCUCCUAUAUUGAUCCUGAUGCGUGUUGACGCGCAGCUGUCAGGUCCUCUCUCCUCCAAUCAGCUGGCCCUCUCGCUCUGUCGUACGAUGCUCUGAUCACGGUGGCUUGUUUUCAUCAUUUCCCAGCUCCAUCCAGCGGCUCUGUGCUCCGCUCCGCGGGUGAAGAAGGAGCAGAGGCAUCCUGGGAAACAACAACGAUAACAUUAAUAAUGGACUGCGCACCGCCAGGCUCUCCCACAUCCCAUCCUUGAUCGACGCUCUUCCCUGCGAAGCGAGGCGCGGACGUUGCGAGGAGGAGCGGCUUUGUCGGAGGACCGACGCAGCCUCUCUCCUCUAAAUAAACGGCGUCACAUGCCGCUGGGAAGCGCUUUAUCGCUUCAGAUGAGAGGAGUUUGGGUGAACGUCGCAUCCCGCAGGAUUUGGAGCAGCGCCGGAGAGCGGCAUGCCCGCAUCACAGGACGUUUUGUAACGCGUCUGUGUCAUUUCCUCUUGAGUCAACCUGGUCAGCCUCACUUUGAAGACUCCUGCAGCCAUGGGUGAGGAAAGCCGCCUCUCUCAUCAGAUCCAGAGCGUGGAGAGGAGCAUGGCGUUCCUCAGGCAGGAGCACCUUACUCUGCUCCACGGCCUCCACCUGGAGAUCCUCUCCCUGCAGAAACGCUGCUCAGAGCUGACGAGUGAGAGGAAAUCGAAUCCUCCAGGCAGGACGCAGAUAGAGUUACUGGAGGAAGAGGAGAUGCUGGAGGCUCGCUGCAAGGAGCUGGAAACGCGUCUGGACGAGCAGGAGUACACUCUGGGAGAGCUCCGGAAGGAGCUGGGUCACAAAGGAGCGUUGGUGGGAGCCCUCAGAGCCAAUCUCAAGGAAAAGGAGCGUCACUUCCUGGAGGAACUGAAACGGCGCAGCCACUGCUCCACCGUCCUGAACACGGAGCUUCAGAAGCAAACGGAGGCGGCGGCAUACCUCUCCUUCCAGCUGCACGCUGCCAAGCAGAAGAUGCAUCACCAGAGGAUGCAGCAGAGGCAGGGACUCCUGGCCAGAGCCAGCAGCCAGGGAGUCCAACUCGGAGCCGAGCAGAACUCCCCCCUCCCAGGAGCCUCCCCGUCCUCUCCUGUGGUCAAACCCAAGCGUAAGAACAUCAGGGUGUCUUCCAGAGUGGAGCGCGCUCGGGAAUGCGUUCCCAUAGAGAAAGUGCUGGGCCCCGCGGAGCCCACAGCCAUGCCGGACCCAGCGCUCUUCCUGCAGCCUCGCAGGCACAGAGCCCGGUCCAGACACACUGUGGCACAAAGACAGCCGCCUCUGGGCCUGGAGAGGGGCGACCAGGAGGAAGGAGGUGGGGAAGGAGUGGUGGAGGUCCACGAUGAAGCAGCCAGACUGAUGUCUUCAGCAGCAGCGCCCCCUGCUGCCCAGACCAACGCAGAUUAGCGUCUGAGCAUAUCUGCUUUUACCGCUGUAUGCUAUCUUCCAUCAGACUGUUAAUACUAUUAACUUUUACUCAGCACCUUGACUGAAUUAUUACUGAGACUGGUUUUAGCUAUUUAAUUACAUUACCCCUACUGCUAGUACUUUUCUAAUAAUCUUUAAUAUAAUCCUAAAAUAACUUGCAUCGCAAACGUCAGUGAGUGUCACGUCUUAGGUUUACACUGCAGUUAGAUGCUCUGCAUACUGUGGAGCCUUAACUUUAAGGCUUUGAUUUGUAAAGACGGUGAGUUUGGCCUGGGCCCAGUCAACUGAGAUCUUCCAAGGCCGACUAUAAAUCAGGCUGCGUGUCCAAGUGUUUGUGUCCUCCGACUGAGUCGCAGCUGAAAAUACCUGAGUGGGAGCAGAGCGGUUGUGUGUUUUAAUCACAAUGAGCAGAAUAUAGCACGUGAAAAAUGACAGUUUAUAAUUAUUUGAGAAAUUGUGAGGCCUUUUUAGCAGACUCUAUUGCACAUUCGGAUAUACAACUCUGUUUCCCCGAAUACCAUUUACUUAAAAUAGUUCAGAAGUAAAAUGUUUAAGCUGAAAAAUGUUAGCAUAUUCUCGCAACAGCACAUUUCAUUUCAGAGGCAAAGGGCAUAUAUCAAAUUUUUGUCAACUUUUUCUUCUCAGGUCUGUUCAGGCUUGUAGCUCAGGAUACCUGUGUUAAAUUUACAAGUCCAAAGUAAAAAAUAAACACAUAACAAAGUCAAAAGUAUUAUUGCAUCAUGCAAUGUCUGGCCAAGAUAAAAGCAGAAAAAGUAACAAUUUCAGGCGUUCAAGUGGAGAUUAAUGUCUAUUUUCUUCCAUAAAGAAGAAAGACAGUUGUUUAAAUAAUGAGCUCGACAGUAAUUGUCUAAAACAUAGCAGAAGUGAAUGGAAACAGCUGAAAGUCUCACUUUUCUCCAAAGAAUCAGCACAUGUUUUACUUCUCUUGUAUCACUACAGUGACAUAAUUGUCAGCAGGCUAGUCUGGAGACUCUUUCUGCUGCUCCUCUCAAAUGUCCGGAGUUUUCUCUCAACAUAAAAACUCGUCUGAGAUUUAAAAGAAUCACUUCAAACUUCUCAGGGGUUGUUCAAAGGGCUGGUGAAAUGCUAACAUUAAAUCUGUCAUUAAUUUGGCUCAGACACUGGGGGGAACAAAAGAACUGCGGUGUCAGGUCAAUUUUUUUGCACCAGCAUAAGAUGGAUAAAAAGUAAAAACCACUGAAUUUCCAAUAUCUCUAUAGUAUUUCUGAAACAUGUCUAUAGUGUGCUAGGCUUGCUUUCGGUAAAUUGAUUGUCUCUUGAGUUUUGCUUCUAGUUUUUCAUCCACGGACAAAUGAUCCUUUGGAGAAAACAAAACUUUAGAAAACUAAAAGAAUCAGAUGUAGUUCCAACAAUGCAAACAUUAACACAUGCAAAAAAUGUACAUUUAAAAUCAGAAAAGCUACUCUUCCAUCUUUAAUAAUAAUUUUUUUGCUAUGGAAAAUACUCCAGUUGUCAAGAUUAAAAGCUGAACUUGUGCCUCAGUGCCUGUCUUGUUGAUCUUCAGGGUUUUUCUUUGGAUUGAAACUUUACAGAACAAGGCCACAUUCAGGUAGCACUCAGCUGUGACUUGUUGGACCAUGAGAUUUGGGUCAGGUUUCCCCUUCGCCAUGUUGCCAUGGUAAUCCAAACUCAGAGGUGCCCACCAAGGUAUGACUAUAGAGGGCCACCGCGAUAAGCUUACUGACUUUAUUUGGUCAGACAGUUUUAUGCAUCACAUAUUUUAUAAAUAUGAAUUUUUAAAAAAAAGGUACUUAUAAGCAUGACGCUGUCAUGCAUGACAUAACAUCUGUCAUAAACAAGGAGUAUUCAUGAAUGUUUGUGAAUGUUGUCAUUUGGUAAAUAAUGUCACUUUUAAUGCAAAGUAUUUUAGUGAACUUUUAAUGCAAAU